AUGCCGCGACGCGGCGACACAAAAAAAGGUACGCAUAGACUGCUGUACGCAAGGGGGACGGGGGGCGUCAGGCGUGGCUUCCUGAGACGCAGACAGGGAACCCAAGAUGAACAAGCCGUCGGCCAGCCGAAGUUCUCCAUCGAGACGCACGCGCCGAGAGGCCUCCCCCCCGGAAUAACCUUCACGAGGUUUUCGGACCUGCCGUCGUGCCGGGACUACGUGCACUCGAGAGGGGGCACGCUGAUUGGCGUCGAGAUCGGAGGGGGUGCGAGGAACAUCGACGAGGAACCGUUCCUGGGAACGUGCGCGUUCAUGCCCGGAAACGAGGGAUCGGGUAUGAGUGAGCAGCAGAAAGCGUGCUGCGACUCCUUCGUGUACAUCUCUCAGCACGGCGGUGGGACGGCGUCUCUCAACGUCGCCGUGGCCGCGUCCAUCGUCUUGCAUCGGUACGCCGGUUGGAGGUCCAACAUGGGCACAACAACAACAACAACAACAACAACGUCAACACCAUCAACAUCAGAAGCAGCACCAACAGCAACAGCAACAGCCACAACAUCAACACCGCCACCACCAACACCACCAGCGGCGGCAGCACCAAAACCAACAACGAGAACAUGAGUCGGUCCUGCCAUAAAGAUUUUCUUGUCGCCUUACAUCCCCCAACCAACUUUUUUUUUUUUGUGGAUUGAUAGGCAAAGAAUUCGGGCCAAUACAGCAGUCCAACAAACCAGGAAUGUCCGAAAUGUUCGAAAUUUUCAAUUUUGGAACCUACUGUCCACGGAUUGACGUUGCUUCAGUAGGGAGGGGGGGUAAUUCACGGAAGCACCCUCGAGGCAUGAAAACGGUGCUGCAAUUAGUUAUGUGGAACAAGGAGUGUUGCGGCUGAUUUACGGCUGUCGCCGUCCAUGUGUUGACGUUCACGUAUUUUUUUGACAUCUAAAAGUCUACUCGUGUCGCAGACAAAACGGGACCAAUAAUUGACCAGAAAGGAACCGUUCAAGAAACGAAACAAGAGGUCGUCUUCUUCAACAAUAUGAUAUAUUUGUCGCUCAAGGCACGUACUCAAUUACAGUUACCCUCUCGCCCUGUCGACGCACCAUUGUUUGAAAGCAGCAAUUGACGACAGGGAGAUGUGAGCAGGAACUCGCUUCAGAGGAGAGGGCAAAAACCGCAAAAAAAAAAGGGGGGACUACAUUGUACACCUUGUCGAUCGAUCGUAGUAGCCGGGAUAGGUAUACAAUGAUUACCGCAGCUUGCCUCGGGCAACCGUGCUGGUCCUCUACGAGAGUGUUGUUUUUUAUUGUGGAAUCUCAUUUUCACCGGGCGUUGCAAACCCGGAAUUUCAGUUGGGAACUUAGGGUUGGAAAACGUUGAGUAGGUAUUUUCUUGUUGAUACUACCAGGUAUACAAAUUGCAUGUUUUUUUUAGGGACCGUUGGCUUCCUUUCAUCGCCUGAGGGGGCGCACCAAUUCAUGUCUCAACGUGCUUCCGAGUGUACUAUUUUCAUGUGAGACAACAACAACAACAAUUGCACGCCUGAACCAUCAUAACAUGUCGUUGACACCACCCUCUCGUAAAACAUCAAGUAAACAUACCUAAAAAAAGCGCAACGAAAAAACGGUUCAACAAAAGACGAGUCCUUCUCGCCACAUGCACACAUCUCGGCGUGCCAUCUCGCUCUACUCUUUGGCGAAUUGCAUGCUAGUUCCUCAAACGCAUCAAACAUGCUAGACCUCUGCCAUCACGCGUGGGUUGCAGUUCGUCGUCGCACGCAAAGCUGCCUGUCUGUGUGAAACGCACGAGCUACAACCGCUGCUGUAGUUAAUACGGCAAUGAAAAACACACUUCGACCCCGAGAACAUCACAACAUCUAUGCGCACGAGCUACUUACUGCUGCUGUAGUUGAUACGACGAUAACAAGACAUCCGACCCUCAGAACAACACAACAUCUAUGCACACGGUUCGCCCAAAAGGCCACGGAGAAGGGUUCAAACCGGCGACCAAAGGAAGCACAGCAAGAAAAACACGGACUGCUGUGGUGGGGGUACACAAAACAAAAACCAGCGUUUGGUCGCCAGAAUUGGUCAUCACUAUUUCAGCAAAAACGACGCAAGCAUCAUGCAACGAGCCUUGCCCUAUCGAACAGUUACAGCAGUUAUCACUACGUAGGUGCCCAACACAGUUAGUCUCGCUAAAGUAUACACAGCGGUCACCGAAGUUCCGCGACUUGGCUAAUUGACACUCAUCGACGACAAGCACAUGGGUGAGGUGCACCACCGCAGCUACAACCCCCCAUUCCCCCCCUACUUAAUCGUUUCCACGGGUUUCGAGCCAGAGGAGGCGAGGGAAGUCGGGGGUCCUGUCUUGCUGGCCCCCUCCAAAGGCGUUUCUAUUUGUGCCGACACCGCCGUGGGUUCUGCUCGAGAAGGAGUCGUCGCCGACGAGGACGAGGUUAACACCGCUACCGUUACCGCGGCGGCGGACGGAGGCAGCGGUGGUCGCUGCUGUACGGAUGUCGAAGUUACCGGUGGGUCGGUAGGUUUCGUAGGCUCACGCACCGCCGGCGCCGCCGGUUGCCGUUGCUCUGGAACCGGCGCGUCGGCGGCUAUCUUCGCCUCAACUGUCGUCGGCAAUGCGGGCUGGGUCUGAGUCGAGGGCGUGACGGUUGCCUUCGGCUCGCCUGACAGCCCCGCGGGUGGUUGUCGUUGGAUCGACGUGGAAGAGCUCGGCGAGCCGUCGACAGGCUCCUUCGGCUCCGUUGCCGCCAGAACCGCUGGCUGUUGUCGGGCCUGAGACAAAGCCUUGGAGGGGUGCGACAGCAGUUGCCCUUGGCUCGCCCGGCGACAGCACCGGUAGUUGCCUUUGGCCUGAUUUCGAAGCGCUCGCUUCAGCUGCGGCCGGCACGGCUGGCUGUUGUCGGGCCUGAGCCGAAGUCUUGGAGGAUGAAACAGCAGUUACCUUUGGCUCUCCCGACGGCAGCACCGGUGGCUGUCUUUGAUCUGGCUUGCACGCGCUCAUCGAGUCGACACCAGCUUUCUUCGCCUCGGCUGCCGGCCGCCCCGCGGGCUGUUCGCGAUGCUUAGUUGAUACCUUCGCCAGAUCGACACCGUUCUUGGCCUCAACGGCGGCCAACGCCUCCGCAGUCGACGCCCUCGCCGGGUAGACAGGUUUCUUCUCCUCAACUACCGUCGUCGGCGCUACCACCCCCGCCGCCGCCGCC
Molecule: messenger RNA, 3220 nt
Organism: Ectocarpus sp. CCAP 1310/34
Lineage: Eukaryota; Phaeophyceae; Ectocarpales; Ectocarpaceae
Source: the annotation of a GenBank genome assembly